GUGCUCAGCAGGCCAACACCAUAGCGACUGAGCAACCACGGCAGGCCAUUACCGAAGGAGGCCAGCAAACCUGCAAAUAGUACCAACUAACAAAAAAUAAAAGCUUUGUAGAUGUGGGCCAUUACGCAUACUGAUCUGCAAGCGCAUGUAAAUUGAUUAUUUUUCCGUCAACGUGCAUAAUUCGCGCCCCAUCCGCGCAUGGUUGUGCUGAUAUCAUCACGUCUCUCGUGUAAAUUAUCCUUCUGUGCAUCUUUCUUUCUUUCUUUCCUUCUUUCUUUCCUUCUUUCCUUCUUUCUUUCUUUCUUUCUUUCUUUCUUUCUUUCUUUCUCAAUAGAGUUCACCAAUCCAGGGUAAUUAAACCUCCUUUCUUAUAUAUACUUCAACAAAUAUUAGUAAAUGAACAGCAGACAUUCUGUCGAACUUUACCGAUACCAAAAAACACCGUUCACAACGCGUCGCAGCCGGUUAUAAUACGAUGGUAACAAAUGCUGUGCUAGCUAUUAGUGUUUCCGUGAAAUGUGGAAGCGUGAUUCACGCUGUUCUCACGUUUAAAGGUGCGCAUUUCAUGUCUUCUCCCUUGCCUGCGCCCUGUUCACGCGCUGUUCCCGUGCGACGAGCUCUGUUUGUGCGCGCGAUUCUCUGCGCUGUCCCGAGGCCACACGGCGCUGCGUGUACGGCAUCUGCUCGUCCUUCUCGCCGCGUGUGCUUAUCCCGCGUUUCAUUAUUUAUUUCUCUUUCCUCCCGUCGCUCAGGACUCCGCAAGUUCGCGAAUGAGACGGGCAUUUUACGAAAAACGUGACACGUUUACCCAUCUCACCUCCUUAGAAACCUCCUCCCCCCCCCCCCCCCCCCGACAUUUUUGUCGUCUUUACGCCACUGAUCGAGGCUCGUGAGGAUAGGAUGCAACAUAUGUAGAGUCAAUAAAUAAAUAAAUAAAAAAAAAACAGAGGAACAAAAAAACAAACAAGCAAGCAAACAAACAAACAAACAAACAAACAAACAAACCAACAAACAAACAAACAAGAAACUGUCAGUGGAAUAUAAGCCGGAAAACGCGGCAUUACGCUUCGCCGGGCCCUGCACAUGUCACGCGAGAUAAACUACGACCUUAUAGCGGUCAUAUACGUAAAUCCCUCGGCUGCCACCGUUAUAACUACGUAAUCUUCUCUCUCUCUCUAUCUCCGUCCCUCUCUUGCACACACACGCACACACUCCAGGAUACAGCGGGUCGCUAAAUGCAGCAGUCACAAAUUUACCGGUGAACCGUGAAAAGGUGAAUCACUCGGUCGGUUGAGAUGCGGCAACGCGGAACCUCCUGCCCUUGCACUGAUCGAAAAAAAAUACAGUUGUUGUUCGGAACAAAACCGGAUCUACGAGCAGCUGUCGAGGUUCACCGCGCGUGUACCGUUGUUGUAGCGGCACGCUCGGGUGCCUCGGGCCUCCCAUUGGUGGCCCGUUCGCUUCGAAGCCCAUAGCGUAGGUGGAACGCGCGGGCCAGACGUAGGCAACGCGUAAAUGACAGCUUCGCUAAAUACCCCCCUCUUCUCGUUAUCUCAAAUUUCUGCCUCGCGAUCGCUCUUACAAAUACGCGGACUCAGCGCUGUCUGCUUUUCAGAAGAGUUUCACCUGCCCGGUCCCAGAGUUUCUCCACUGUAGGCGAUAAUUUUUUUUUCGCAUAUCGCAGCGAAAUCGCUUCUUUUUCGUUGACUGAUACAGAAGCGAAAAGCGCGCUCGAUAAAGUCGUGGGUUUUAGAGUAUAGAGCUCACGUUAGCUCACCGCCAAUCGCUCAUAUAAAGCCAUCAAAGCUCGGCCAGCACUUAUCUUUCUGAGUCGUUUAUAACUUCCGUUCGCGGUGUGAGUGUUAAGGCAGCGCGAUGAAGUUCUCACUCGUUGCAGUGCUGGUCACCCACACCAUCGCUUCGGUGAGCUGCGCUACGGUACCGUCGUCUCCGAGGUGCAAGGAUCAAGACGGGCAGGAUGUUGACUGGUUCAUCGUGUACAAGCUUCCGCGGAUGCAAUCCAACCCGCAGAACGCCUUCACGCCCGAGGGAGGAGAGUUCGUGUACGUGGACUCACGGACCAGCCAAGAACCGCUGCGCUAUUGGCCGCUGUCGGAGCACGACCUGUACGAAGCUCAGAACCCGGUCGCACUCACGCUGGCCCCGCUGUACGAGAACGCUACAAGAAAGGACAUUCUGUACUUUGUCUACAACGACCAGCCACCGCCGAUCUACAAUGGAACGCGCAACGGCCACUGCAAAGGUGUCCUCCUGUUCGACGACGCGGUUGGUGUAUGGCUCCUGCACAGCGUGCCAAGAUUCGUGGGCGGGCUGCAGAGCGGCCAGUACAGUUUUCCGGACACCGCCAGAGAAAACAGCCAGAUGUUCAUGUGCGUCACUUUCCCGACACCACAAGUCAAUACGAUUGCGAGAAUCUUGCGCACCGAGUACGCCAACGUGUACGCCCGCCAGGUGCCGCAGUCGAUGCAGGACAAGUACCCAGAGGUGGCGCUACUCGCAAAGGACAGCUUCGUCCGAACCACUGACCAGAAGCUCUUCAUCGCAAACCUCACCAGCGCCGGGGGCACCGUCCUGCGAGCGUACGGCAAAAGGGCCACCCUGGACGAAGAUCUGUAUUCUGGGGUACUUGCCAAUGACCUGAAAGGCGACCUCGCCGUGCAAUCCUGGAGGAACGGUGCUGGGGGCAAGCUGCCGCCCGCGUGCAACUCCAGCUACACCGUCGUCAACGUUGACUCGAUCGUGCUGAGGUUCGACGCAGACAAUGCGGUCACGUUCAACACCACCGAGGACCACAGCAAGUGGGCCAUAACCAUCGACAGAGGCGUGUUCUGCUUCGCUUCCAUGAAUCGAAUGGAAUCGCAAGAAACCCGUGGCGGUGAGGCGCUCUGCUUCGACAAUGGUGUGGUGCAGGCUCUCUUCAGACGCAGCGCCAUCAUCAACACGGGAUGUACCGUAUAGCUCGGCUGUGACGCAGUCAGCCGCGAGUGGGACUGUGACCAACGGUCGCCCCACUUUGGGUCCGUUGACUACAGUCGCUGACAGGCUAUUAAGGUGGCAAAUGCACCGCGGUUCAAUUCGAAGAGAAAUUGCGGAGAUGUGCCAGUCAAUGACGUUUGCUCAGUUCCAUGACGUCAUAGCGGAGAAGAACGUCUUUCAAUAUCGGCAUCUCUAGGGAACUGUAUUUUCGAGUACGAUGGCACAGAGGGCAGUUGCAGUGUGAUUUUGUGCACGGAGCUUGUACUGAAUCCUUAGGUUGUCACAUAGCAUAAUCUCGCCUUGAAAACGCCGAGAAUAAUCUUGACGUGGCCAUAUAUUUGUCACCACCACCAGCUUUGAAAAUCACUUUUGAACACGCAGUGCGGUGCGUUCUUAAACAUACAACCAGCUACACAAACUCUGUGGUUUCACAAGCUACCCUCUGGUCAUCUGUAUUUGCAAUUGAAGUGCCUUGCACCGCAAACACCCAUUCUUCUGCAUUUCUGCUGGCAUUUCCACACGCGUCAUAGACGUAACAAGGGACAGCUAUUGUGGCCUCUUUUAUGAUCAUUGGACCUGAAGUGUGAAUAAAAAAACAUUCAAUCCGC
Dermacentor andersoni is the source of this 3605-nucleotide messenger RNA. Its product is annotated as plancitoxin-1-like. Lineage: Eukaryota; Metazoa; Arthropoda; Arachnida; Ixodida; Ixodidae. The record is from RefSeq and is a predicted model, not a curated record. Gene Ontology annotation, biological process: apoptotic DNA fragmentation. Gene Ontology annotation, molecular function: deoxyribonuclease II activity.